Messenger RNA from Dicentrarchus labrax (European seabass), 4674 nucleotides. It is a transcript of the gene ptbp1b, whose product is annotated as polypyrimidine tract binding protein 1b. Gene Ontology annotation, cellular component: nucleus. NCBI's taxonomy places the organism in Eukaryota, Metazoa, Chordata, Actinopteri, Moronidae. Gene Ontology annotation, molecular function: mRNA binding. Gene Ontology annotation, biological process: regulation of RNA splicing; mRNA processing; regulation of cell differentiation. The transcript is spliced from 15 exons. The coding region runs from base 45 to 1661 and encodes 538 amino acids. The record is from RefSeq and is a predicted model, not a curated record.
UCCUGCUGGCUGGAACCUGUUGCUCCGUAGUUCCGUGUUGUGCAAUGGACGGCAGUGUCCACCAAGAUAUAACAGUUGGUACUAAGAGAGGAUCUGACGAGCUUUUCUCCAGCGUCUCCAACGGCCCGUAUAUCAUGAGCACCACAGCCAAUGGCAACGACAGUAAGAAGUUCAAAGGUGACAUAAGAGGUCCCGGCGUGCCCUCCAGGGUCAUCCACAUCCGCAAGCUUCCCAACGACAUCACAGAGACCGAGGUGAUCAGCCUCGGUCUGCCCUUCGGAGACGUCACCAACCUGUUGAUGCUCAAAGCCAAGAACCAGGCCUUCUUGGAGAUGAACUCGGAGGAAGCGGCUCAGAACAUGGUGGGUUAUUACUCCACAGUGAUGCCAAUCAUCAGGCACCACCCGGUCUACGUCCAGUUCUCCAACCACAAGGAGCUGAAGACCGACAACUCCCCCAACCAGGAGAGGGCCCAGGCAGCUCUUCGUGCCCUCAGCACGUCUCAUGUGGACACGACUGUGGCGGCCCCGAGCUCGGUGCUGCGGGUCGUGGUGGAGAACCUGGUCUACCCCGUCUCCCUGGACGCCCUCUGCCAGAUCUUUUCAAAGUUCGGCACCGUGCUGAGGAUCAUCGUCUUCACCAAGAACAGCCAGUUCCAGGCUCUGCUGCAGUAUCCGGACGGAGCGUCCGCCCAGGCAGCUAAACUGUCUCUGGACGGACAGAACAUCUAUAACGGCUGCUGCACUCUGAGGAUCAGCUUCUCCAAACUCACCAGCCUCAACGUCAAAUACAACAACGAGAAGAGCCGCGACUUCACCAGACCAGACCUGCCCUCCGGAGACAGCCAGCCCACCAUGGAGCACCCGGCCAUGGCUACGGCCUUCACUCCAGGAAUCAUCUCAGCUUCUCCGUACGCAGGAGCCACUCACGCCUUCCCGCCGGCCUUCACUAUCCAGCCUGCAAUGUCCUUCCCCUAUCCAGGCCUGACGUGCCCGGCUCUGCCCGGAGGCCUGGCCUCUCUGUCCCUCCCCGGGGCUACCAGGCUGGGAUUCCCCCCCCUCCCUGCUGGAGUCUGUGUCCUGCUGAUCAGCAACCUCAACCCCGAGAGAGUUACGCCCCACUGCCUCUUUAUUCUCUUCGGUGUGUAUGGUGACGUGAUGAGAGUGAAGAUCCUGUUCAACAAGAAGGAGAACGCUCUGGUUCAGAUGUCUGACAGCACACAGGCUCAGCUAGCCAUGAGCCACCUGAGCGGCCAGCAGCUGCACGGGAAGUCUCUGCGCAUCACGCUGUCCAAACACACCAGUGUCCAGCUUCCCCGCGAAGGCCACGAGGACCAGGGUCUAACCAAAGACUACAGCAACUCCCCCCUGCACCGCUUCAAGAAGCCCGGCUCCAAAAACUACUCUAACAUCUUCCCACCAUCUGCCACCUUACACCUCUCCAACAUCCCCCCGUCUGUGGUUGAGGACGAUCUCAAGAUGCUGUUUUCCAGCUCAGGAGCCACGGUCAAGGCCUUUAAGUUCUUCCAGAAGGACCACAAGAUGGCUCUGAUCCAGAUGGGCUCAGUGGAGGAGGCCAUCGAGUCCCUCAUCGAGUUUCACAACCAUGACCUGGGCGAGAACCACCAUCUGCGGGUGUCCUUCUCCAAGUCCUCCAUCUGAGCCUCAGGCUUUAGCAUCUGAAUCCUCCACGCUCCUCCGAGAGUGUACUCAAUGGUGUCCACUACACUCCGAUCAUUCCAACGCAUGUCUGCAGAAACCACCGUGAAGUCUGGUGUGGUGUUAAAUUAUUUUUGUAGUUUUUUUUGCCUUCAAAGAGGAUUAGGGUCCGUUCUGGGAUCACUGGUGGAAGUCAGAAUUCUGCCUUUUAAUCUCAGAAGUCGGGGAAUUAAGUCAGUAUUCUGAGGACGUUUGGAACUAGCAGUAAUUCUCAGAUUGUAGUCAGAAUUCGGACUCGUGUUCGUGUCCUUCUUGUUUUGAAGUUGAUACCUUGUAGCCACUCUUGCCUUUUGACUUCAAUCCCAGAAUCAAGGAAUUAAAGUCAGCCUUCUAAAUUAAUUUCUCUGGACUGGAGUUGUCUUCAGAAUUCUUCUUUAAUCUCAGAUUCCCAGUGGUUUUCCUGUGGUCCUAAUCCUCUUCUUUGAAGUUUCCCCUCUGAGGUAACACUUCGGUCUUUAAAAUAUCAGCUCUGACACUUUGGGAAGUCACACAUUUACCCUCAAGCUGUCAGAUCUUAGUCCGGGCCUUGGCCUGGUUUAGCCUUCAAAUGAUCCCUGUGCCUUAUUCCUGGAGUCAGUGACCUCGACUUUGACAUGUUUAAAAAAAAUAAAUAAUUAUAACAAAUCUCCCAUCAUGCCUCUGUAAAUUGGCAAAAAACAGGUUUACAGUUGGUAAAGGUUUACUGUUGAUGAGAUGUAUUACAGAUAUAUCCAUAUUUUCUGUGUAUUUUAUUGGUGUUUUCAGUCCUUUAUGUUAGUGUUUUGUACUGCUGGUUACUGUAGCGUCAAACAUGUGAACUGAUUCUGUUUUAGCGGGUUUGCUGGGUCUUUAGUCCUAGAUGCAAUUCUCUGUUUUUCCUAUUCCUUUUUGAUUUCUUUAUUUCCAUGUAUGCAAUCAUGUUUUAUUCAAAUCAAAUAUUGUAGCAAUAUUUUAAUCAUUCCUGAACUUUUAUUUGUUGGGUUUUUGGUGUCUUGGCGAGCUUGGCGGUUCUUCCCGCCGCUCCGCUGCCUUUUACAAUCCGCAGACGAAUGUUGUUUUGUUUGUUUGGUGUUCUGUUGGAUUUGUGAAUCAUGAUGUUAGCUUGUCUUUUCUGUCGCGUUGCUCCUCUCAACGGUUUUAUUUAUAAAAGUUUGUGAUCCACUACAGCUGAAACCAAAAACGGCCUUCUAGAUGCAAACAAAUCCGCCUGCCUCAGGUUUCUGGUUUUAAAGACUUAAAACACAAUUAUGGUGAACUUUAGGCUCUGUUGGUGUUUUCCUGUGGGAAUCUUUUUAUUGAUUUCUCUACCGCUUCACUGGAUUCAGCCCACCAGUGCGACUUCAGUCUCUAUUGUUAAACCAGAUGUAAAGUGGAGUGCCUUCAACGCAGCGCUGAGUCGUACAUCAGGUGUCAAUUCCUCUUAAUUCUCAAAGUUUGACGGAGAAGAAGCCCCGCAGCCGUCAGAACCGUACUGAAACCAGAAGCUGGUUUGGUUUAUCUGUGUGUCUUAAUAUUAUUACGUCGACAUUCCAGCCGCUCACACGUCCACCUGAACAGACGUGGUGCAUUCAAAACACCUGGGAGGUUCGGUAGAUGGGAUUUUGAAACUAGACCUCUUCCUCUUUAAUUUCCAGAACAAACUGAAGUCCUGUCUCAUUCCAGAGGCUCAGAGAAAGUUUCCUUCUACCUGAACUCCAGUUCUCGCAACGUUGAUCUGUCCCAGAUGAAAGUUAAACAUCUGGCAGUGGAUUUAGAGUUUUGGUGGUCUUGCGACACCAGAUGGGAGAUCUCCGCGCCUACCAAUCCUAGUAGAUGCUUGAACAGCUGCUAAGGAAUGUACGCCCUUACUCAAGGACGCCCCUUUCUUUAAAAUGCUCUCCCUCCAUUCUCCAAUCCUUGUUUCCUGACUGAAACAGAGAUAUGGUGCAGAGAGCACAACAAGCACAUCGCAUGUCACCGCCCUGGAUCGGUUCUGGAAUGCUGGUUUUUUGAAACUCUUUAUUUUUUCCACCCACUUGCUGGCAGAACUUCGGUCUCUGUUGAGUUGCGUUCAUGGUUUUAGGGACCAAAAACGACCGUUGUCAGAUAUUCAGGAUCAAAUUGAUGACUGUGUAUAAACCAGCCAAUCAGAAUCCAGCAGGAAAUGGUGCAGAAUCGACGCUUUUGUUGCUAGCUUAUAUUUUUAAUCUCUCAGACUGAAUGCAACGUUUUUUAAAAAUAUUUCAUUGUUGAAUUUCUGCAAACGACAACUGCAGUUUGAUCGUGGAUCAGUUUUUAAUAAAGAGGUUAACUGUGACAAAGGACUCUGGGCUCCUGCUUGUUGGUGGUUCUUGGGGAGGAUUGAGGUUUACCUCCUCCAGUUGGACCGCCCGGCUGCGGAGGUCACUGUUGUUGUACUUUGGACUCAGUGAUCAGUUUCAGUUCGUCCCACAUUGCGUCUGCGUACGGUAAGAAUUUGAAAUAACACGAAAUUCAUUUGAAUAAACUGACAAAACGGAGAUCGACUGUGACGCCACACGGGAGAACGUCCCGGUGGUCCUCAGUGCGUCCCAAACAGAUGUGAGCAGCUGUUUCUCCCAGAUGGACCAAUGAGAACGCUCCUCCUGGAUGUAAAUAGUUUAUUUAUUAUCCGUUCUGCUGUCAACAGAAACCACAAACACAGGACACGUUUACAUCUGUCAGUCUUUCCCAGGUGACUUGAAUGCAUCACGGACCUUCGGUGUCGGGUGAGACGGGUGAGGCAGGACUGGGACCAGUGGGUCAGUAAGAGGUGCAGGGUGGGUGGGUGGGGUUGGAGGGCGGGGGGUGUUAAUCUGUACAUACGUGUUUUAUACCACAGUAACGUGUCUGAGAGCUGAUUGUUGGUUUUAUAUCUGAUGAAACGUGUAUAUUUUGAUUCAAGUGUGCGACCGGUUCUGAGCCUUACACUGUUUGUGUCACAAAGAAAAAAAAACAGAUUAAAUCACUUUUUAUCUAA